AUGUCUAUCCCAGCAACAGUGAGAGCGCUCAUCAAAACCGAGCCGGGCAAGGCCGAGGUGCAGACGGUGGCGUUGCCCAAGCUCCGGGACGGGUACAUACUGGUCAAGACGACUGUGGUUGCGCUGAAUCCCACCGACCCUCACACUGUCUUCGAUGAUGAAGGUGCGAAGCCCGGGAGCCGUGUCGGGUGUGAUUAUGCCGGCGUGGUCGUCCAGGUUGGCAAUAACAGCAAUUUCAAGCCGGGUGAUAGGAUCGCUGGAUGGGUCCAAGGAGGAAAUGCCUCCAAUAUCGAAGACGGUGCGUUUGCAGAGUACAUAGCCGUCAAGGAGGGCAUUGCAUGCAAGAUUCCAGACAAUAUGACGGAUGAGCAAGCUGCAACUUUGGGUGUUGGCGUCUCUACAGUGGGCCAAGGUCUCUAUCAGGCCCUGGGUCUGCCACUCCCCAACGACGCCGAUGCCAUAGCAGCCAGGGCCGGCACCCCGAUCCUCAUCUACGGCGGCAGCACGGCGACGGGCGUGCUGGGAAUCCAGUACGCCAAGCUCUCUGGGCUGAAGGUGCUGACGACGGCGUCGCCGCGGAACCACGAGUACCUCAAGUCGCUCGGGGCUGACGAGGUGUACGACCACUCGUCGCCGACCUGGGUGGACGAGGUGCGCAAAUCGACGGGCGGCCGGCUGCGCCUCUGCUGGGACUGCAUCGCGCGCGACGGGACCCCGCAGGCUUGCGCAAGGGCGCUGGACAGCGACGAGCCCGGCGCAAAGUAUGGCGUCCUGCUGCCGGUGGAGGCAGAGGUCGUCAAGGGCGUCAACCCGGGCGUCGACGGGCCCACCUUCAAGAUUGCGUACACGACGUUUGGGGAGGACCUGUAUAAGCUGGGGCAGCAUUUACCAGCCUCGGAGGAGGAUUACGAGUUCGGAAAGGUCUUUUGGAAGUUGACCGAGGAGCUUCUCGCCCAGGGUAAGAUCAAGCCUGUCAGGCAAGAGGCUGAUCGAGGUGGCAAGGGAUUGGAGAAUAUAUUCGUGGGGAUCCAGGCCUUGAGGGACUGGACGGUCAGUGGCCGCAAGCUGGUAUACCAUGUCGCCUGAAUGGGGACGUGGGAAGGUGAUGGCCCAAGUCUGAAGGCUAACAGGGCCAUUGCUGGAAUGAGGGCAACAGGAGUAAUAUAAUUCCAAGAAGUCCACAAAGAUGUCAGGGUGGAUUACAGCCACCAAUCCUAAAUUAUGGAUAUGAAUGGAUGCCCACAGGGCAAGAUAACAGAGUAGUAAAUGAAACAUGCCUUCUCUGCGGAGAACCCCAAAACAAAAGACUCCAAAACCCCUUGCGACGCCUGAAAUCGAGAUAACAAUGCUCAAGCUCAAACCAAACAUGCUGGCGCGAAUACAUUCUUUGGCAAGCCAAAGAAGAAAAAGAAAUGGUAAGAAAUAAAAUAAAAUAGAAGUACAAAACAAUAUGCAGAAAGAAAUCAAUAUUCAAAUCCCGGUGAGAACAUCUCACUUCUCCCCCUUCCUGUACAUAUCUGCGAGGAGUCCCACUAUGCCCUUGAGGUUCUCACGAUGCGAGCUCUCAAAGUUCUUUGCGACGAACCGCUUGAAGAUAGCAUUGCACUCAAUGACAGCAGUCUCGUGCAGCUCGUACCCGGCACCACCCGGUUCGCCACCUGCAGCAGCAGGAGCAGCCUUCCUCGGCUCGUAUACACUCCAGAUGCGCACGCCCCCGGGUGCGUCGGCGCGGCACCUGACGCCGCCGUCGAAGCUCUGAAAGACGGCCGGGACGGUGAUGUCUUUGUGCACGCCCGGCAGGAUGGGGAUGCGGUCCGACACCUCGUAAGACUCGAGCUUGCGGCCGUCGGCGCGGAAGAAGGGGUCAUCCACCACCUCGUCGACCGAGAGCGGGCGCCGCUUGAAGCCCUUUUGGAAUGGGUGAGGCUUCAUCAGCGGCUCGUACGAGGUGUGCAGGGCGGCGAGCACGGCAGAUGGUGGGAGGUCUGGUGGGAGAGGGUACGAGACCUCGAUCGUCAUCUGGGCGACCAUUGUUUGUCUUUGAUGACUUGUUGGGUUGCUAAGGCUUCAAAAGGGGGAGACACGUGAUUGCAGCGUGACGCGGCCGAUCACGUGGAUGGAUCUGGAUCUCCCCGUAUUCGUCUGGUAUUUUUGAGUUGGGUUUGAAAGGCUCGUUGACAAGUUGACAGUAGUAGCAAGUUUUUCGUAGCUGUUCGAUUCAAUCUUCAAGCUUUCGGUCGAGAAAAGUAUCGAGAUUCGAGAAUUGUUGGAUUUGAGUUGACAUCAACCGCAACUCGAAGCGAACUACGACUUUGGUUUCUGUGAGGCCGGUACUCGGCACACACAGACUAAACCCAAGUGCACGUCUCGUCCGAUGUGCCUAAAGCUGAGGGCGGAAUUUGGAGAUGCCGAGACGCUGCACGUUAUCGGCGAUAGGAUGACAAUCGAAAAAAAAAAACAAAAAAAAAAAAAAAAA
This is a messenger RNA of Pyricularia grisea, 2476 nucleotides long. RefSeq lists its product as uncharacterized. The record is from RefSeq and is a predicted model, not a curated record. The coding region runs from base 1 to 1086 and encodes 361 amino acids. Gene Ontology annotation, molecular function: oxidoreductase activity, acting on NAD(P)H. The transcript has 4 exons. NCBI's taxonomy places the organism in Eukaryota, Fungi, Ascomycota, Sordariomycetes, Magnaporthales, Pyriculariaceae.